This is a messenger RNA of Acomys russatus (golden spiny mouse), 1019 nucleotides long. Its product is annotated as sphingosine kinase 1-like. Bases 106 to 999 code for a protein of 297 amino acids. The record is from RefSeq and is a predicted model, not a curated record. Gene Ontology annotation, biological process: negative regulation of apoptotic process; sphingosine biosynthetic process; cellular response to growth factor stimulus. Gene Ontology annotation, cellular component: cytoplasm; intracellular membrane-bounded organelle; membrane. The transcript has 3 exons. NCBI's taxonomy places the organism in Eukaryota, Metazoa, Chordata, Mammalia, Rodentia, Muridae.
CAAAACCCCGCUCUGAGAACACCAAAUCUUCCACCAGAACGGCAGAACCAUGCCAGGGAGCUGGUGUGUGUAGAGGAACUGGGCCAUUGGGAUGCCCUUGUGGUCAUGUCUGGUGAUGGUCUGGUGCAUGAGGUGGUGAAUGGGCUAAUGGAACGGACUGACUGGGAGACUGCCAUCCAGAAACCCCUGUGUAGCCUCCCUGCAGGCUCUGGCAACGCGCUGGCAGCUUCCUUGAACUACUAUGCUGGGUAUGAGCAAGUGAGUAAUGAAGACCUCCUGACCAACUGCACACUGCUGUUAUGCCGUCGGCACUUGUCACCCAUGAAUCUGCUGUCGCUGCACACCGUCUCUGGACGGCACGUCUAUUCUGUGCUUAGCCUGUCCUGGGGCUUCGUUGCCGAUGUGGACCUGGAGAGCGAGAAGUACAGGCGCUUGGGAGAGAUUCGUUUCACGCUGGGAACCCUCUUCCGCCUAGCAACCAUGCGUAUCUACCAGGGCCAACUGGCCUACCUUCCUGUAGGAAAUACUUCCUCAAAGAUGCCUGCUUCACCCGUACUGGCGCAGAAGGGCCCUGCGGACACACACCUUGUCCCCCUGGAGGAGCCAGUGCCCUCUCAUUGGACUGUGGUGCCAGAACAGGACUUCAUCUUGGUGUUGGUGCUGCUGCACACCCACCUGGGCAUGGAGAUGUUUGCAGCACCCAUGGGCCGCUGUGAGGCUGGAGUUAUGCAUCUGUUCUAUGUGCGUGCGGGGGUGUCAAGGGCCAUGCUGCUGCGGAUCUUCCUGGCUAUGCAGAAGGGCAAGCAUAUGGAAUUUGACUGUCCGCACUUGGUGCAUGUGCCCGUGGUUGCCUUCCGCCUGGAGCCCAAGAACCAGAGGGGCGCGUUUUCUGUGGAUGGGGAGUUUAUGGUAUGUGAGGCGGUGCAGGGCCAAGUGCACCCAAACUCCUUCCAGAUGGUCUGUGGCAGCAGAGAGGGCGCACCCAGAUGGAAGCCCUAGCAGAGGCUGCCGCCACCGGA